Molecule: messenger RNA, 2995 nt
Organism: Plectropomus leopardus (leopard coralgrouper)
Lineage: Eukaryota; Metazoa; Chordata; Actinopteri; Perciformes; Serranidae
Product: lumican
Molecular function (GO): protein binding
Source: RefSeq, a predicted model, not a curated record
CCCGUUACCAAGGGCUGACGGCAGGGAGAAGGAAGAAGUGAGUUAGGGAAGAUUAUGGAGGAGGUCUGGGGUCUGGGAUGUGGGCAGCGUUUGAAGGAGAGGAAUGUAUCAGACAGUGGGUAAACAUCGCCGGUAGCCUGAAAACACACACACACACGCACACACACAUGCAGAUGCAUUAACACACACACACACACACACAUAGUUUUGUGCAGCUCCAGCGGGUUUCACUGGGAAUUUAAGACAACUUUUCUCCGUCCUGCAGCUCCUGAUUAAACAGGUUCUGUCUCCAUGGCUCCCCUGUGCUGUGUUGUGUUGGUGCUGCUGUGUGUUUUUUACUCUACCUCAGCCACCACUGUAGCUGACAUAGACUAUGGAGGUGUCCCUCUGUGGAUUAAUCGCCUGCUGGGUGAGCCCAGCGUGGUGAGCCUGCGGGGACGGAUAGAUCCAGCCUGGUUCCGAGCCAACAAUCCCCAGACCUGCCCUCAGCAGUGUGACUGCCCCAUCCAGUGGCCCACGGCGCUCUACUGUGACCACAGAGGCUUGGCAGACGUCCCUGACCGCCUGCCGGACAGAACUCAGUACCUGUUUUUACAGAGCAACAACAUCACAUCCCUAUCCUCCUCUUUUCUGGCCAACAUUACUGAUCUACGCUGGCUCAUCCUGGACCACAACCAGCUGCAGAGCGACAAGCUGGACCUGGCCGCGCUGCAGAACCAGACACAGCUGUGCUACUUUUUUGCCAACCACAACCACCUGAGAUCAGUGCCCAGCGCUCUACCAGCUGGACUCAGGCAGCUGCGUCUGGCCUACAACCAAAUCAGCAGCAUCAGCCCCGGAGCUUUCCAGAACCUGCAAAACCUGACGCUGCUGCUGCUGCAGGGAAACCAAUUGCAAACCAUCACAGAGGGAGAACUCAGAGGUCUGCUCAGUCUGAACCUGCUGGACCUCAGUGGGAAUUUGUUCUCGUCUGUCCCGACGCAUUUACCCCCUUCUGUCCAGCAGCUCUAUCUGUCCAACAACACUCUCUCUGGCCUGGAUGAAGACAGUUUUGUGAAUUUUUUCAAUCUUAAGUACCUUCGUCUGAGUCACUGCGGUCUACAGAGCAGCGGCCUCCACCCGGGGGUCUUCAACUUCUCCAGCUUGGUGGAACUGGACCUUUCUUAUAACAAGCUAACAACCACUCCCACAGUUCCCAUCACCCUGCAGUACCUCUACCUGGAGGCCAAUAAAAUACAAGAGUUCAACAUGACCAGUUUCUGCAGAAAGGUGGGACCUUUGUCCUACUCCAGGAUGAAGAUCCUACGAUUGGAUGGAAACAAAUUGUCCUAUCAACAGCUGCCAUACGACUGGGUCUUCUGCCUGCGAGUGCUUGAAAGUAUUUACAUCUGAUCCACCGUCUGAACAUGCAACAGAAUAUGGUUAUUGUAAGUGACUGGCUAAACUCAUCUAGUAAAAAAAAAAAAGUGACUCAACUUAGAGGAGCAGUGUGUAAGAUUUAGGGAGAUUUAGUGGCAUCUAGUGGUGGGGACUGCAUGUCGAAACCGGCUUCACCCAGUUAAGAUUCCUUUAGUGUUAAUUGUUCAGGAGGGUUUUUUUGUUACCAGGAGCUGAAUUAUCUGCAGAGGUCACUUCUCCAAAACAAGGUGAUUAAAACAAAUAAAAACACUAAAUGAAAAAGAAAAUUAGUGUUUCUCCCACACCGUUAGGUUCUCUAGAGAGGGGCCCCUAACCCAGCACCUUUUAAUUUGUGCUUACCUUUUUUUCUCUGAUAUCUUAAAAUCAAACGUACAUCACGUUUUUACUGGAAGCCAAACUAUCCAUAAAAGUUUCUUUCUUCCAAAACAAACAGACCCAGUGAUUUAAACAUAUAAAACACCUAAUAAAGCCAUCUCACAUUUAAAAGAUUGUGUUUUUCUGACAGCUUGUUGUAGAGGGAUGGCUGACUAAGUGGGCCGGCAUGUGUGAAUGGCCCUAUUUAGAACCAAUGUUUUGCUUGUCUGUUCUGUAGAAACAUGGCAGUGCAACACGGUGAUCUCCAUAAACAAGGACCCGCUCCCUGAGUAGAUAUAUACAGCUCAUGCUAAGGUAACAAAAACACAAUGAUUCUUAUUUUCAGGUGAUUAUUUACUAAAGAAAAUAAUCACCUGAAAGAAAGAAAAAGAAAAUGUAUGCACAAUAUUAUAUUUCACUUCUCUUACCCCCCCCAAAUUCUACACACAGGACCUUUUAAGAUUUUUAUAUUGUUUUGUGCAGCUCAUUACUUGUGAAGUCAAAAGGCUCAUCCUUACAGCUAUAAACAAGUGAGGAAUCUAAUUCAGUAUGCCUUCAAUACGUAGAUACACACCCAGGCACUGAAGGGAAAACGGACCUUCAAAAGAUGCCAAAGCUUGAACUUGUACACUAAACCAGUGUUAUUUUAUCAUGAUGCCAAAUGUUCUGAUCAAAACAUUUCUCAUACCACCAGUGCAUUCCCAUGGGUUUCUCUCUCUCUCAUUCCAUCUUUUCCAAGCUCUGCCGCAGCAGGGUCGUACAUCUGUGUGUUAUUACUGAAUAGGAACUGUGACAAACCCUCUCUUUUCUGACUGUACAGAGAAAUACACUUCAGUUAAACUGAGCUGUAUUUAGGGGAAAGGGAAACACGUAUGAAUGGCAAAAUUCAGUAGCUUUCCCAUGAGAGCAUCUGACUCAGUUAGCUGGAAAGUGUUGAACAGUCACAUCGGUACACGCAGUGAAUAUAAAAAUGUUUUGACUAAACUAUUGAAAUUCUGCAAUUUUAAAGCAGAUUUCAAAUCAAAGUUUUUAGAACUUUCAAAUCAUGGUGCAAGAAACUUUGAUAUGAAAGCUGAUGCCCAUGAUCCUGAAACACAAAAUUUGAUUUGCAAAACAGAAAAAAUAAAAUGGACAUUAAGAAAAUACAGUCUACUUGUAUUUUUGUUGUAAAGCUGCGACAAUAUUUAAUAUGUCAGUUACUGAGAUCUAAAUCUCACUAUGA